ACAAAAAGAAAGUGAGAAAAUUUAAUGGGGUCAUCCCAAAAAAGAAAGUCUUUUUAAAAAUUAAUAAAGAAAAAGGAAAGAUUUUUAAGCUAUGAUGAAAUAUAAAUAACUGUGAAAAUUCAUGAAAGUACUGUUUUUGUAAUUUGUCCCUUCACAUUUCUUUAAUUCUUUGGUUGUUCCAACUUCAGUUUUUGCGCAGGUAAUACACAAUAUUUCAACCGUUCUUCUUUCUCUCUCUUCAACUUUUGCACGUUUCAUUUCAUUGGCUUGCUAAAAUUGGGUAUAAUUGAAAUUGGUGAGAUGGGGAGGUUGUUUGUGGUGCAUUUGGAAGGGAAGAUCUAUAGUUGCAAGCACUGUAGGACCCAUCUUGCUGUCAGUGAAGAUAUUGUUUCUAAGGUGCUAAAAGGAAAAAAAUUUGAUGUAAUCCAUUAUCUGACAACAGCUUUACAUGUGUUGAUUCAGUCUUUUCAUAGCAGGCAUGGAAAGGCUUAUCUCUUCAACAGGGUUGUCAAUGUUACUCUUGGAGAGAAAGAAGAUAGAUUGAUGAUGACUGGGAUGCAUAGCGUGGCUGAUAUUUUCUGUGUCGGAUGUGGAUCAAUUGUGGGAUGGAAAUAUGAGACUGCCCAUGAAAAGAGCCAGAAGUACAAAGAAGGAAAAUCUGUUCUUGAGCGGUAUAAGGUGUUUGGCCCUGAUGGUAGCAACUAUUGGGUCACUCAUGAAGCACAUGUUGGCAGUAGUGAUGCUGAUGAUGUUUGAUACAUUGCAUGAAAAAUAGAUGGCUGAUUGCCUCUUAUUCUCUAAUUGUACAUAAUUUAACCCCCAAAAACCUUUCAAUUGCACUUGUGGAUUCCCAAAAUUGUUUGCUUAUCAACUUGGCUGUCUUUAUGGUUGGCCACAUUGACAUAAUUGGGAACCCUCCAUUGUUUCUGAAUUUAUGUACCAUGUAUUCUGUUUAAACUGUCUUUGUAAAUUAUCUCAAAUUCUCAAUGUUAAGCAAUUACUUCAAACUAUGUGUUUCUUUGUACUUUCUAUCAAACGAUUGGAUUUGGCUCA
Beta vulgaris subsp. vulgaris (sugar beet) is the source of this 1053-nucleotide messenger RNA. Its product is annotated as protein yippee-like. Gene Ontology annotation, cellular component: ubiquitin ligase complex. Lineage: Eukaryota; Viridiplantae; Streptophyta; Magnoliopsida; Caryophyllales; Amaranthaceae. The record is from RefSeq and is a predicted model, not a curated record. Bases 301 to 756 code for a protein of 151 amino acids. The transcript is spliced from 6 exons.